This is a messenger RNA of Lates calcarifer (barramundi perch), 4304 nucleotides long. Its product is annotated as H-2 class I histocompatibility antigen, L-D alpha chain. Gene Ontology annotation, cellular component: external side of plasma membrane. Bases 144 to 1553 code for a protein of 469 amino acids. NCBI's taxonomy places the organism in Eukaryota, Metazoa, Chordata, Actinopteri, Centropomidae. Gene Ontology annotation, biological process: immune response. The transcript has 11 exons. The record is from RefSeq and is a predicted model, not a curated record.
GCUGAUCAGGCGUCGGGCAGAAGCAGGAAGCAGGAAACCUUUUAUCGCGGGCAGACACGGAGUAAGAACCAAGGGCCAGCGGUCGGAUAAAACAUUUCUUAAGGAGUUUUGGAAAAGAGAAGAGACUCAGCUUGGGGUCCAAAAUGUAUUUAACCGUCAUUUUUGUCCUCCUGGGGACAGGACUGACGGUAAACUGCGAGAGACACUCCCUCACUUACAUCUACACCGCUCUCUCCAAACCUGUUGGACUCCCUGGCAUCCAUGAGUUCACAGCCAUGGGUAUGCUGGACGGCAGGAUGAUCGACUACUUUGACAGCGACAACCCAAAGAAAGUUCCUAAAGAGAAGUGGAUGAAAGAGAAUCUUCAGCCAGAUUACUGGGAGAAAGGGACACAGUCCCGGCAGAGCAAACAGCAGUGGUUCAAGGUCAACAUCGGGAUCCUGAAGGAACGAAUGAGACAGAACGACUCAGACAUCCAUGUUCUUCAGUGGAUGCACGGCUGUGAAGGCGACGUACUGUCUGAUGGCAACCUGAUGUUCCACCGUGGCAUGGACAUGUACAGCUACGAUGGAAACGACUUCCUGUCCUUCGAUGAUGCUAACUCAGUCUGGGUCGCUCCAACUGACGAGGCAGUCCAGACCAAGAGGAAGUGGGAUGAUGUCCAGGUCCUGAAAGAAUACACCAAAGGCUACCUGGAGAAAGAGUGCAUUGAAUGGCUGAGCAAGUUCAUGAGGUUUGAAAAAGAGCAGCUAAAAGCAGCCUCUAAACCUAAGGUUUACCUGUUUGCAAAGGACUCCAAAGUUAAGGCAAACACCAUUCUGACGUGCCUCGCCACAGGCUUCUACCCAAAAGACAUCAUCCUGAAGAUCAAGAGGGGUGACCGAGUUCUAACUAGAGAGGACGGACUGGUGACCUCGGGCGUUCGACCAAAUGGAGACGACACCUACCAGAGAAGAGACAGCGUGGAGAUUUUAAAGACUGACAAGUCUGAAUACACCUGUGAGGUCAUUCAUGAAGCAUCUGGUGUCUGGGAGAAGAAGGACUGGAAUCCAGAAUCUGAGUCUGGAUGCACAGUUUGCAUUGGUGCCUUGUCAGGAGUCCUGGUUGUGGUUGGUCUUGUGGCUGUGGUGCUGAUUGUCUUGUGGAGACGGGGCUAUAUUGUAAGUGAAUGCAGUAGACCAGAGUCUGGAAGCCAAGGUGGUAACAACCAGAGAACUGUUACAGCCAGUGCUGCCCCUCUCCUGAACACAAACAGUCAAGGUGGCAACAACCUGACAACAGUUACUGUCCUGACAACUGCUACCACCCCUCUCAUGAAAGGAGUCAAUCAAGAUGGUAACAACCUGACAGUCAGUGACAUCCCUGCAGAGAAGAAAGCUUUCCUUAACGGAGCCAAUCAAGGGUCAAACGGGUCCCUUCAAAGUGGUGUUUCUGGUGGUUCUGGUGGUUCUGGUGGAUCUGGUGGUUCUGGUGGAUCUGGUGGAUCUGGUUCUGCUGACUCUGGUGUUGGAGGUGAAAAUUCAGACAAGAACUCCAACCCUGAGCAGAAUUGAAGUGGUGCAGACAAGGUCUGAAGUCUCCACAGAUACAAACCAAUCUACCAGUAAAAAAAGACACUUACCUCUGAUCAGAGGAAAAAAACAGGAUUUUGAAUAUUGGAAGAAAACAUAUGUAAUGACACAUUAAAAACAAUGUGGACAAGAAUAUGCCGAAAAAAAGAAACUGCUUUUUGGUUUAAUUUUGAAGAAGUAAACAAAGCAGUGUGAGUUAAAGAGUUUAAAUUUACAGACCAAUGUAGAAACAGAUUUGAUUUGAUUUGAUUCUCACUCUGUAGCUUAGAAAACAAAUCGACCACCUUUUUUUUUUAGUUGAAUAAACACAUGCAGGUCAUUCAUGGUCAAAUCAGACAGAGUCCAGGAACUGGUCACAUUUUUAUGUGAAGUUUGUCUGCAUGAUGUUUGGAUCCUAAAACUAAUAUUUCAGUUCAGUUCCUCUGAUAUUUUAUUUUUUACACUCUCAGAAACACUUUAUCUGUGAAUAUCUUGAAAAGUUUCAUUGCUACUGUCACAAACUCUGUAGGAUGUCCAAACAUGUUCUCAGUUUGACUGAAACAUCAACAGUUUGUUCUGCAGCCUGGUGAUUUUCUCUAAGGACCUGGAUUUAGAGGUGCAGGAUUUCUAAACCAGAGUCAUAUUUAAGGUGAUACAAACACGUUGUUUUGCAGCCAGAUGAAAUCAGUCAUGAUUUUUUAAACUACAAUCUGUUGAUAAUGUUGUGCUGACAGGUCUCUACCACUGACGAACAUGAAGAUAUUCAGAGUAAAACCAGGUGUGGAGGCAUUUUUCACUCAUUUUCAGACCAGGAUGGUCUGUGGUGGAGCAUCAUGAAAUAUAUGUGGAAAUACUUUGAUGUGGUUUUUUAGUGAACAAAGAAUCAAAGUCCUUCCUUGUUCCCUUCAUAGAUAAAAACAUACAGUUAAAGGAUUGUUUUAUAUGGAAACUCUUUCCAACAUGCUGAUGAAAAAAGAUCCUGUGAAAUCAUCAGGAUGAGAAACUUUCUCCAAAUAAUCACUUAGUGUCUCGUUGCUUUUGUUAUUAUUUAGAGAAAGUUUCUCAUCUUUGUGACUCACAGGAUCCUUUAGUUUCAUCACAGUGUUGGAAAUGUUCUUCCAUCUGAAACAAGCCCUUUACCUGUGUGUUUAUCUGAGAGGAGAACAUGGAAGAUCUUUGACUCUUUGUUCACUGAACAACCAAACAUAAAGCUACUUCCACAUUUUCCUGUUCCUACAGCUACAGCACAGACCAUCCUGGUCCUCUGAAUAGCCUCCAUGACUGGUCUUACUCUUAAAACCUUCAUGUUCAUCAGUGGUAGAGACCUCAGAUAUCAGCACAGACUUAAUAACAGAUUUUAUGUCAAGAAAAACAUUGAUUUCAUCUGGGUUAAAAAAUGUGUUUGUUUUCUCUUAAGUAUGACUGUGGUUUAGGAAUACUGCACUUCUCAAUCCAGGUCCUUUUAGAAAAUCAACAGGCUGCAGAACAGACUUGAUGUUUCAGUCAAACUGAGAACAUGUUUGUCCUCCUGUCAGAAACAAAACUUUCAAAGAUAUUAAUGAUCAAACAUGUCUUCACAGAGAAGGUGUUUCUGAGGUGGUAAACAACAUGAAAACACAGGAUUUGAACAGAAAUAUUUACCAUAAUAUUAACCCAGAGUGAAACAUACAUGAUGAUUUUUAAAUAUGAACGUGAAGGUCAUGGUAGGGGAACUCAACAGUGUUAUUGUUGUAAAUAACUGAGCUUUGUCAGAGUGAAGAGACUGUGGGUCAGGUGGAGGGUAGAAAGGUGCAGCUGGUUUGACUUCACACUGUCACUUUGCUGAAAGAGUUUCUCUAAUGAACUCAGGGAGGGAUGGGAAAAAGAAAAUAUGUGAUGAUCCAGUUUGAUUCUUUGUAUAUAGAUGAAUUUUUACAGAUGCCUUAAAGAAAUCCAUGUGAUCUGAAUUUAAAAAACAGAAAAGAUUGAAAAGAAAGAGUUGAUAACACCAAAGUGGUCACUGGUUCCUUUGCUUCCUUUAAUCCAUGAACAGAUGUGGAAUCUGGUUGUUUUGGAUCAUGUACAUUGUAAUUAAAAAUCAGAUUUUUAUAGAAUGUGUCAACGUAGUGACGGACAUGACUGGUUUUAUGCAUAUAAUACUCUGUUCUCUGCACAUUUAUAUUUUUAAUGAACCCCUAAAAUUCAUUUUCUGUUUGCUGAAUAUGAGUUAAUGUGUGAGUUUAUAGAACGAGGUGAUAUUAUAAGAUGUUCUGAUAGAGAAACAAUCCAGGCCUGUUAAUGACAGUAAACCAUAGGAAUUUAAUCACAUUUGACUCCAGAUGAAAUUAAUUCUGUUUGUAAAACAAAGAAAGUUUGUCUGUUUCUAAUAUCUGGUUUCUGAAUGCAUUAAAUUAUCCUGAUGUGAUAUCAUGUGGUACAUAUAGAUAUAUACCUGUUUUUAUUUUCUGUUUUAAAAUGAUAGCUUUGAUCUUGGGCUCUCAUAAAAUGACAAAUAUUUAAGUAUUGUUUAAUGUGUUUUUAACAGUGACAUUUGCACUUUGAAUUAUAAUACCUUUAGAAAAAAAAGACACUUAAUCAGGGUCAGAUUGUCAGUUGAUGAAAUCACUUGUAAAAUGUUUGUUUCUUUUUAAACGUGGAAGCUAAAACUCAGCUCCUGUUUGUCUUCUAACUCAUCAUAUAUCAUCUUUUAUGUUUCUGUUUGAAUCAUGUCUUACUUUAUUAAAUAAAGGCAGUAAGUGUGUGUGAUAACCUUUA